Messenger RNA from Acanthopagrus latus (yellowfin seabream), 1181 nucleotides. It is a transcript of the gene mia, whose product is annotated as MIA SH3 domain containing. Gene Ontology annotation, molecular function: protein binding. The transcript is spliced from 4 exons. Lineage: Eukaryota; Metazoa; Chordata; Actinopteri; Spariformes; Sparidae. Gene Ontology annotation, biological process: extracellular matrix organization. The record is from RefSeq and is a predicted model, not a curated record. Bases 125 to 664 code for a protein of 179 amino acids.
UGGAGAGGGACAGGAAAGGUCAGAACACAAGCAGGGGUCUGUCUAAUCUGGCCCUCCUCCUCCUCUCCCCCCAUCCUGUUUACCUGCCUGAACUAUUUGAAAGGAGCUCUGUGUGCACUCAAGUAUGAGGCAAAGGGGGGGUAGGGAGAGUAGAAAAAGGAGACUGCCAUUGCUACGCCUCCUUUCUCUGGGACAACUUACAUGCAAAAGGGGUUCAAAAAGCCCACAGGACGUCCACCACCGGAUCAUCAGGUGUUUUUUCACAUACAGUCCAGAUAUGCAUUGCAAGCUCUGGCUCGCUCUGUCAGUGUGCCUCUUGUUGCCAACCUCUGACGCUGGAAGGCAGAUGCCCAAACUGUCUGCCAAGAAACUCUGUGCCGACUCUGAAUGCAGCCAUCCUAUCUUGAUGGCUCGUGCCCUGCAGGACUACUACCCUGGAGACUGCAGGUUCAUCCCCAUCAGACAAGGGCAGCUCAUCUAUGUCUACGCAAUGCUAAAGGACAGAGGGAACCUCUUCUGGGCCGGCAGUGUCCAAGACUCCUAUUACGGACAGCAGGAGGCUCGCAUUGGCCACUUCCCCAGCAGCGUGGUGGAGGAGACGCAUCCUCUCAUGCCAGCCACCACUGAAGUCAAGACUACGGAGUGGGACUUCUACUGUAACUGAGAAAAAAAGAAAGCAACCGUCUUGUCAGGGACAUGUUGGCAUCAUAUGAUCAUACACGCAUUGUUAACAAUAUAUAUGUAGGUUUGUGUAUCCACUGUUAACAAUCUGCACCUUAGAGGAUAUGGGUAGCAGCUCUUCACACAGCAAUGCAUGGUCAUUAGGCUGCCGAGGGAGGAAACAUAGCUGCUUGAAGCUCUAUUUUUGUCUGUUUUACUGGUAUUAGUAGUAGUUGACAGGGAGUAAAAGAGGGUGUUAAAGUGUAAAUGUGAGUUGUGCAUGUCUUUUCUCUGAAUCACACUUUUUGUACACCAGUUACUAAUUUUUUUGAGGUGAUUGUGUGUCACAGAUGAAAUAUUGUUGUAUUCACCGAGCAGUGUCAUCUGAUUUCUGCUUUCUGUUGCAUAGAAAAAUCACUGAUGCAGUAAUGUAACAAACAAGCACUAUUAAAACACAUUAGAAUUAAAAAAAAUUCUGAAAGAAAACUAUUUUCAUGUUUGAUAACCGUAAAUAAAUUGCA